GCCAAAUAAUCAAGCACAGCAGCAGCCAUACACAGAGCAAGAAAAGAAUGGACAUGGAGAAGGCCCUAGCCCUAGUUCUACUGGUAUCAGCUGCCAUACUCCUAGGCGCGCACCAGCCGACGAGCGCUCAGGUGUUCUGCCGCUCGCAGUUCAACCUGGCCAACGAGGCGUGCAGCAUGCGGAAUUUCAUCCCGGGGCCGGGGGUGAGGCGCGGGGGCCUGCCGCGGCAGCAGCAGCUCAACGAGACGACGUCGCCGUCGACGGCCACCACCGCCAGCGCUGUCAGUCAGGUGCUGCAGUCCCGGAGCGACGACGACGACGACAGCCACGGCGGGAGGCGGUCCCGGCGCCGGCACCAGCACCGGCACAGCGAGGACGGGGAGGGCGAGGACCCGCGCGACACGGCGUGCUGCCGCAGGCUCAUGGGCCUCGACAACUCGUGCGUCUGCCAGGCCACCGCGCGCCUGCCGCCCUUCAUGAUCUCCGUCAGGCACGUCAUCACGCUCACGCCCGUCGAGGGCUGCGAGAUCUCCUUCGAGUGCCCUGGCCCGCUCUUCUGAGCUAGUCCCACACAACGCCGCCCGCCGUCGUGCAGUGUCUAACCUCAUCUAAAGGAUUGAUGUGGUUAUUAAUAACUUCGGAUUUCGUUGUGCGUAUUGUUAUGUUUAUUAUUAAUCAUCAAAUAUAUAAUACGUGUGAUAAUAUUGCGAAUUCACAAUAAAGCCAAGCAGAAUAAAUGGGAUUUGC
Messenger RNA from Zea mays, 747 nucleotides. RefSeq lists its product as uncharacterized. The record is from RefSeq and is marked predicted. Bases 48 to 560 code for a protein of 170 amino acids. The transcript has a single exon. NCBI's taxonomy places the organism in Eukaryota, Viridiplantae, Streptophyta, Magnoliopsida, Poales, Poaceae.